GGGACGAUCUGAACUAACUAAAACAUUUCAAGUGUGGACACAUACACAUAUACAAACAUCGUACAUGUGUGUUUGCCUUUUAGUACAUAGAAAACACACAUGUGUAAUUGUUUCAGUUUUUUCAUAUAAAUCAAACCCGUGCACAGUCAUCUAAUUAUUGCCUUUUUGAGAAUACAAGAAAACCAAAAACAACAACAAUAACAACAACAAACAUAACACAAACACAAUUAAAUCCAACGCAAUCGAAGCCUUUAACCAAACCAAAAAUAAAAACCGUAUCACAAAAAUCGACAAAUCCAAUCGAAACAACCACAAAAAAACAUCCAUUUAGCUGGCUAAAGCAAGGGCGCACAGUACACAAGCAUAGAGCAGCGAAAAAAAAAUCCAUAAUUCUGUCUUGAUUCUGGAGUGAACACAGUGAAAAAAAUAGUAUCGCGGUUGAGUGUGUUUUGUCUAUUUAAUGUAUAUAUGUACCUGAAAGACGCGGCGGUAUGUUGUGUAACGAAUAUGAAUGAGCUUGUAAGCGUGUUCGUAGCAUUACAUUCCCAUAUACAUUUCAAUUCGGCUACAUUACAUAAAUGCUUGUUAUUAUUUUUGACCAACACAAGCAAACCAUGUCUCUUACAUUCAUGUGAGAUCGAACCGGGCCGCACAAUAAUAGCCAAUAACAAUAAUAAGUCGCAAAAAAAAACGACAGAUUUGCCAUUGGCGGCUAAGAGACAUAAUAAGUAAAUAUCUCGUUUUUGGAAUGCUGAUUUGGUUCGUUGUGUUGAUGCUUUUAAAAAGACAGUAAAAUCAUGAAUCACAAAUCAACUCAUCCGCAAGCAAAAAAGUGCCGAUUGUUGAACUAUUUGAACAUCAGUCGGAAAAGAGUUGCAAUAACGAAUAAUAAAUAAGUUCAACGCUUAAAUCUGUAUUCGCAGCAGCGAGACAAUAAUGGCGACAAAAGAUGAAAAUAAAAAAAAAACCUGCACACAUUUGAGACUGCACAGAGUGAGAGCAAGAGAGCAAGAGAGCGAGAGAGAGAGAGAGAGAGAUAUUAUAAAAAUUAGUGCGGCAGUCGUCGUCGUCGUUGUCGAGCACUUGAAAACCGUGUGUGAUGUGUGAAUGAGUGUGGGACAUGUUUCAAAAAGCAUCAGACAGAGCGGCCAAUUUCAUGAUAAUUCCGUUCAUUCUUCUUCUUUUUCAAUUUUGGCAUUCAUUAUUUUUAUCCUUUCUGUAUGCGUCUCUUGCUAUAUCUGUCUGGCUAUAUGCGUGCGCGAACGAAUAAACCAUCAUUGUGGUUUUUGCAUUGGCAGCAACAGCCUCCACAUACACAACGAACGAUACGCCAUUCAACUGGGAUGAGUUCGCGCGCGUGUGUUGUAUAUACAAGUUUACUACACACUAAGCAGCAACGAAAAACACGAAAUUGCCUUUGCCUUUUGAUUUUCUUGAUGCACGAUUUACGAUCAUUGUCAUGUCUAGGAGCGUCUUUGUCUCACUACCGCAUCGAAUAUUCGUAUGAAAUUGAUGCUACGGCCGAAGUAUAUUCUAUCGAGCAAAUAUCAUCAUUUGAUGAAAAUCCAUCAGCGACCCAUUUCAAGAGGCUAAAUACACCUUUUGUCAUUUUGCUAAAAUCACAAUUUCAAAUUUACUGCUUGUACAAAUAGGAAUCAUGUUUGAAUUCAAAAAUGUAUUGAAAAUGUCAAAUGGCAUCAUAGUGAACAAAAAAGACUUUACGUAAAUGUCAUAUACCUCUUCUCAAAACAUCCAUACAUUCCAACUGAUGUGCACGGUCAUAAUAACGGUUAAACCAAAGCCUGAAAAAAUACAUUCUUAUUCAUUUAUUUGUCCUCUUGAAACACCAUUGAAAUAAAUGCCUCGAAUCACUUUCGAUUAGAGAGGUGAAGAAAUGCUCAAUAAAAUUUCAUAUUUGUUGUAUUUUUUCAUUAAAAGCAACCAAAAGCUUUUUAUCUAGAAUACUAGGCGACAAUUUUCUACCUAAAAAUUCUCACAACAAGUUCAUAGCAUUUUAUAAAUGUUUUUUUUUGUUUUGUUUUGUAAAUAUCACCAUAGUCAUAGUUUCAAAAUAAUAAAGGUGAAUAAUCGCAAUUUGUUUGUAUCAGAUUUGGAAACUGCCCAAACAUUCCAUAUCUACUGUGGAGCACAAAUUCGAUUGAAUAGUACGAAAACCAAAUAACGAAAAUGGAUAUUGUGAAAAAAGAGUACAAAAGUGUGUGUGCGUGUGAGAGAGAAGAGAAUAAUUGCGAAUCAGCGCAAAGGGUGAAAGAGAUGCAAAUAUCGAAGCUAAAACCACGACGGUAAAGAACAUACACAGAACAAGAAUAAGAAUAACAAUAUACCAGUUCUAUCAACGAUGGGACUCUACGUUGCUCGCGUCUCGUUCUCAUUCAAUUCGUUUUGAAUGGGCAUGCUUGUGCGUUCAGUUUUCCUUUCAUACAAUAAACAAAAAAUAAAGAGAGACAAAGUGAGCGAGCGAGUGAGCGAGAGAGGGAGACAGCAACAGUGUUGUGCGUUUUGUUUUCUGUGCAUCUGAAUGGUUAAAUUAUGUACAGAAAUGAGUAAUAAUGACUCGGGUGCAUAACGACACUGCAAGCCUAGCCAGCAGCCAAACAGUCCAUUUAGUAUGUAGCUCCUUGGUUUUCUUGGAAUUCAUACCAAAUCAAUGCGCCAACAGUCAAAUCCGCGAAGCAGAUCAGGAAGAAAAAAGAAGCAAAUAAAUAAGACAUAGUAGCAAGCGAGCGAGAACGGUAACGAGAGAGCGAAAAAACAGCACACAUAUGUACACACACACACGUACAAUUCAAUAAUUAACAGCAUGUUUUUUUGCUUGUCUGUUCGCGAAAGUACCUUUAACAGACGGACAAACAGUUUUUUUUUUUUCAAAAAUACAUAUGUCGAUAUGUACAUAAAAUUUAAUUCCCAAACCACAAACACUUUCAGCCUUUUUCUAGUGUGCUACGCCAGCUUGUAUUGUGUUAUGUGUUGUGUUUUGUUGUUUUGGAUGAAAAAAUAAAAUAGUACGUGUGUUUGGCCAUUAUUCGAUUAGGUUCAUGUGUAAAUGAACUGGACGCUGACAAUGAUAAUGUAGCUAUUCCGUCAUUACCGAGAAUAUUAGUACACGCGACGCAUAAUAUAUGGAAAAUAAAUUUUAAGUUUUAUUUACUCCAUUACAUUUAUACAUAAAUUUCGAUCAGUGAUAUCAAAAAAAUAUGAUGGGUUUAGUCGGGGAUUCAGAAUUAAAAUGGGUGUUGAUGUUGUCAAAAUUAUGUUUGUGCCGUAGCCUACCUACCGUACCUUUUUGCGGUGAACUUAUGUAACAUUUUUAUGGGCUCAAUCAACCAGGAGGUUUGAAACAUACAAAAUCGAUGCGUUCAAGCUGUAUUAAACUAGUUCAACAGAAACAGUAACAAAAGUGAUAAAAAAGUGAACAUUCAAAACAAGUAAAAACUGAAAAAACUCAAAAGCUCUGAAACUGAACGAUUAUUGUGUCUUGUGUGAUCCAUAAUUAAACGGACAAAUAUUCUAUUCAAUAUUCAAGGAAUACCAUCUGAUCCAAAAGGUGAAGCAUAUUCUAAUUGGAUCAUUGUUACCAUUUGGCUGUUGAUUUUUCUUGUUUUUGUUAAUCGUCGGUUGCCGGUCAUCAUCAUUAUUGCUAAUAGUACAGCAACAGUAUGCAAGUUUAGCAAUUUAUUUGACAACAUUGAUGCAACAAUUGAAACCGGAAUUACAUACUCGCCACUUGUGCACGAGCUGACACAUGAGACCGUUUCGGAUACCACCGCAUCGAAAGAAGCUUUGCAGCAAGAACAAAACGAAAAAAAACCUUUCAAGUUAUAUGCAGCGAUAAGAAAGCGAAUGGAUUAAGCGGAGAAUAGGUGCAACAUUAAAAAAGGUGGUCAUGCUUAUUGUUUUAUAACGAUAUUGCCAUCCAUUCUACUGAGCCGAGAGAUAUACGACAAGACAACUGCGUUCACUGCGGCAGCGACAUUGCACUACAUUGGGAACGUGCACAUUAGCACAACGAAUUCCAGAUUCGUCCGACGACGACGACGACACACAGCCUCUAGUGUGUCAGCAGUGUGUACAAUUUUGCCAUAAAUACUGUACGGCUCCUUUGUUUCCCAUAUAUUGUCGCUUGUGUCGUGUUGCCGUUUCUGAUUCAGAUUAAUAUUCAGCUUCAGGUUCUAUUCUCUGUUUUCCUUCUCCGUAUGUUUAUAUACUCAGCCGAGUAAACGCUUAUUACAUAGAAAAAAGAGGAGCAUUUCACUCGAUAUGUUGUACUGUGCGGUGCUGUGCUUUACAUGAUGUGUUAUGCACAUGGAUCGUCCACACUCGAUUCCAAAUCGUCAGCAUUCGCACUUAGGCGCACAUAUUCUAUAUAUAUAUAGAAUAUUUGUGUACAUAUGCGUACCAAUAUAUGCAUAGCAUACACACAGAAAGCGAAAGAGAGUAUAUAUAUCCGCGCAUACAUUUGAAGGCGAGAAACUUGAAAAAUUGAAGCUCCAACCAGUCGAGAGUGCAAGAGCAACACGCGUACUUGUGAAUUGGAUUUCUGGUGUUCUCGCGUAGUUCUCUCUUCACUUAUUAAUCUCUCUUUCAGUUGUGUGUCUAGCAUCUGUGAUUCGCUUUUAAAGCGGAAUUGUAUAUAUUUGAUGUAAGUAUAGUUCUAACGAAUAUAGUAAAACUAAAAGUAGAAAUAAAAAGCCAACAGUCAGCUACCAGCAAGUAAACAACAAGUGAAAGAGAGCCAGAGCAUCAAUAUUAUCACCAUUAAAUCGCACAUUUACGCGCGUAAGCCCGAACCUAAAUACCAAAUCAAAACGUCAACUAAUUUCAACACAUAAACAUGUUUAUGCAGCAAACGCUGAACCGCUGUAUAGAAUAAUAAGUUUGAACAAGAGAAAAAAAAACCCACACAAAUAAGUUUUAUCGAGAGGAAAGGAAUUGAAUCUUCGUGAAAGCUAAGGUUCACGACAGACACCGUAUACAUACACAAGUCCACCCACACUGAAAUCAAAACAAAACAAACUAAAAGUGACAGAGAAAGAAAGAGAGAGAGCGAGAGAGAGAAACACACACAUACACACUCACGAUGCAACGUUUCUAAGCGUUUAACUUAGAAGGAAUUUAGUUCAAUUUGAACUUAGAUUGUGGGAAUUGGAUCAUACUAUAUGCAUACGAUUCAUGAAAAGGAACCUAUAAAUAAGCCACAAAAUAGAAACCUAGACAGCCAUAACUCGGUCACAACUACGACAAAAAUGAACAACACACAAAUUAAAGAAUUGAAUAAUCUCCUGUGAAAGUGUAAAGUGUUAAACAAAGUACAAAAAAACAGAAAUAGAACAAAUAGAAUUGGACAAAAGUAUAAUAGUAUAAUCUGUGAUUCAACUGAAAGAGCAUCAUCAUCCUAAUAAAAUGAGAAAAACAAUGCACGAAGAUCAUAAAAUUCAUCCAAAUUCGACGAUUGUUGUGCUGAGCAAUGUGAGCUUGAGCACAUCAGCUGCAACAAAUGCAGUUAACAAUGUUCGGAUUGUCGGCACUGGCGGUGGUGUUGGUGUUGGUGUUGGUGUUGGUGGUAGUGGUAGUGAACAUGUCAUAGCAGAUACAAAUAGUCAAAUCGACACCAUAUUGGCGGAUUCCGUGAAGCUUAACUUGGAUUCAUCGGACGGUCCACACACAACCACACAAUACUUUUUCAGUGCUGCCACACCGAUUGUUACCACAUCCACCAUCAAUCAGCUACAGUCAAACAACAAUACAAUCUUGAUUGAGAAUACAAACGCUGAUAUAAUCGUAUGCAAUGGCGACGAUACACUCACCGUUACAUCUGGCGAACAACAAACAUUAAGCACCUCGUGUUCAACAUCUUCAUGUACAACUUCUUGUAAUACACCAUACGUGAUAUUCGAAACAAACAGUUUGCCGUAUGUGCAGCGAACGAUCGUUUCAGAACGGGAUUCAUCAAGUGCGUCAGUAUGCAUAGAUGAUAGCGGAGGUGGUGGUGGCGGUAGUAGUAGUGUUAUAGAGAUCCCAGUCGACAAUAACAAUAUCGGCGACGAUGACAUCGACAACAACGGAAGUGAUCAUAUUCUAAAGCGGAACUCAACGUCAGUCCUCCAAAGACAUUCAUUCGAAAAUGUUGACAAUGAAAAUGACGACGAUGACGAUGAUGAAGAUGAAACGUCACAAGCUUACACAGACACCGCCUCACAACAUACCAAUCAAGACACGUAUGUACCAUCACUGUUGCCACCAGUUGGCAAUGCGAUCAACACAUGUGAUCAGACCGAUAUGAAGUAUUAUUUUGAAGAAUUGUGCCCGGUAUGUGGUGACAAAGUGUCCGGCUACCAUUACGGAUUGCUUACAUGUGAAUCAUGUAAAGGAUUCUUCAAACGUACAGUGCAAAACAAAAAGGUAUACACAUGCGUGGCUGAACGACAGUGUCACAUCGAUAAAACACAGCGAAAACGAUGCCCAUUCUGCCGGUUCCAAAAAUGUUUGGAGGUUGGCAUGAAACUUGAAGCUGUUCGUGCGGAUCGCAUGCGAGGUGGUAGGAACAAAUUUGGACCAAUGUACAAACGUGAUCGGGCAAGAAAACUGCAAAUAAUGCGUCAAAGACAGUUGGCGGUGCAAGCUCUGCGUGCAGCGGAAGGAAACACAUCACAAUUAUCACCGACCGGAUACCAACAGCCGUAUUCAAAUAUGAACAUCAAACAAGAAAUUCAGAUACCACAGAUUUCGUCGUUAACAUCAUCUCCGGAUUCGUCACCUAGUCCAAUUGCAAUUGCAUUGGGACAGGUGAGCGUAGCAAGUGGCAACACAACGACCACAGCUGGCAACAAUAAUACGAAUGCCGGCAAUGGAAACACUCACGAAAGCAUCAAUAUUUCUCUAUCUGGUACAAAUAGCGCGUUAUCCGGAGGAAGUGCAUCAAAUGUCGGUGGCUCAACAACAUCAUCAGCAAACGCCACCGGCUUAUCAAACCCGACAACCGAUUCAAAACUGUGGUUUGCCAACUCAACCACAGCUUCACCACAUUCGCUAAGCCCAAAAGCAUUUAGCUUUGAUACGAGCACAAAUCCAACCAGUACAGCUGACAUUAGCGCAGUUGAACCACUGAGCAAAAAGCAAUACUGGAAGAAUUCAAAAAGUUUGAACUUCCCCAGGGUGUCACCGAUGAUACGUGAAUUUGUUCAAUCGGUAGACGACCGCGAAUGGCAGUCACAACUAUUUUCGCUGCUUCAAAGUCAAUCGUAUAAUCAAUGUGAAGUUGAUCUCUUUGAAUUGAUGUGCAAAGUAUUGGAUCAGAACCUGUUCUCGCAAGUUGAUUGGGCACGCAACACCGUAUUCUUUAAAGAUCUCAAGGUUGACGAUCAAAUGAAAUUGCUGCAGAAUUCAUGGUCCGACAUGCUUGUCUUGGAUCACUUACAUCAUCGAUUGCACAACAAUUUACCCGACGAAACACCACUGCAUAAUGGUCAGAAGUUCGAUUUGCUUGGCCUGGGAUUGUUGGGUGUCCCACAGUUGGCCGAUCACUUCAAUGAAAUACAAAAUAAACUGCAAGAGCUGAAAUUCGACGUCGGUGACUACAUAUGCAUGAAAUUUUUGUUGUUGCUUAAUCCAGAUGUGCGAGGUAUCACCAAUCGCAAAACAGUCCUCGAAGGGUAUGAAAACGUUCAAGCAGCUUUAUUAGAUUAUACACUCACUUGUUAUCCAUCAGUUGAGGAAAAAUUCGCAAAAUUGAUAAGUAUUAUUCCGGAAAUUCAUGCGAUGGCUGCACGUGGUGAAGAUCAUCUUUACUUGAAACAUUGCGCUGGAAGUGCUCCUACGCAAACACUUCUCAUGGAAAUGCUGCACGCCAAACGAAAAUAAAAUCGCGCGCGCAAAGGAAAUGAAUCUGCACGUAAACAUAAUGGGGCAAUUUUUAUUGAAAGGCAUUAGGAAACAGACGAAGAAGAAGGAGAAAAAAAAACAACAACACAAUCGCCUGAACGCGUUUCAGCGACCAACGUUAUCAUCUUUUUGAAAUCUGCCUCCGUUUAUCUCUAUUUCUCAAUAACAUGAAGGAAAUAAAACCAAACUAAACGAAUCAAACAAAAUCAUUUGCUGCAUUUGAAAGAAAAGAAAAUGCUGCCGUUGACCUUUCAGCAGCAACGGCAAUUGUGCAGUUGCAACAUCAUCAAUAGGCACCACAUGCAGUUAAAGAAAGCAUCAAAUUGAGAAAAUCAUUCAAACAAUUUAAAACAAACAAACGAAAAAACAAAGAUAAAUAUUAAGCAUUAGAAUGGAGAAAAUUUGUUUUAUAAUAAGGCAAAGAGAAUUAUUUGUAUAUAAAAGUAUGGAAAAGGGUAUCCAGUUUUAAUUAUAGCCAAGCAAAGCAGAAGUUAAACACUGUAUUUAUGUCAGUGUCCUUGAUAUGUGAUUUGAAAGCACAUGCUCAUUUAAAAAAUGGCAUUGUGUGUACCGACUAAGCAACAAUGCUUCGUCAAAAUAAGGUUGUUGUUGUUCAUUGAUUUGUUCAAAAUACUGUUUCGAAACAAACAAAACAAAACGAAACAAAAUCAACAAACAAACAGAAUUAAAGAAAAACGGCGUAGUGAUAAGUGUGGCUCAAUGCCGUCUCAACCAUACUCAUUUCAUCUUGGUCACAAUUGGAAUGAUUGAAUCUGUUUAUACACCGGGCGACCACCGGUAGAAGGCGGCACCAGUAGCGAGCAAACCGACGACGGACAACAAAAAUUUAUUGCUUAACUGUGUAAAAAAAAUAAAAGUAUCUUACGUUAAAUAUGUAUAUGAAAAUCAAAUGGAAAACAAAACAAAAAAAAGGACAACAAUACCAUUAACAAGUGAAUGUGUAAAUAUUUCUUCUUAAAUGUUUUAUUUUUUUAUUUUUUAAUCUUAAUUGUAAUUAAUUUAAUUGUAAAGAAAACAAAAAAAAUUGCUUUUAAGUCGUAGAAUUGUCAUUGAAGUAAUUGGUCACACGUUAUCUACCACUCAAUUGGAAUUUCCCAAAAUUCGUGUUGUAUACAAGUAGAUACACCGAGCCUUGCGCCGUUGUCUAUGUCCGACUAUCUCGCUGUCUUUUCGAUUUUAUUUUUAGCUAAAAGCAAAUGAUUUAAACUAAGUUCGUUGAAUAAAUUAGUUAAAAAUAACUAUACAUAUUAUUGCUUAUCUAUUUUUUGCUUUAAGUUGAAAUGAAAUGAAUGAAAAGUAGAAAAAAAACAGAGAUGUUAAUUUACUGUCAACAGCGGCUGUUAGUUGCGUUUCUAUGCAUGUGAACCUUGCCCUGUAAACCUUGUGCUUCAACUCAUAUAAACAAACGGAGCUAUGUGUGUACUAAGUUUGUGCAUGUUCAUGCGGGUUAUUGUUGGUGCACAAGGCUUACAGUGUGUUGCAUGCAUAGAAAUACACCCAACAGCCGCUGUUGGAAACCGCUCUUGGAAACUAUCUGUUGAACAGCAGCGGCUACGCAGCCAGCAAAUUCAUUGCUCUGAACAAAAAAAAACAAACACAGUUAUAAACGAAAGUGCAGAAAUGCCAAUUCACAGCCACAAUGAAGAAAAUGAUGCGCUUGGUCGUCAUAUUUCGAUUGAUAUACGCUGCCAAGCACUAUUACAUACAUUUACCGAACAUAAAAUGAAUGCUUUUGCACUGAAAGCAUCCUUAGCUUUAACAAAAUUUAAAGUAAACAAGAAAAAAACAUACGAGAAGAAACAAAAUGGAAAGUAUAAACACUAAAUUUAGAAGAAUUCUAUUCUUUAAACAAAUUUGUUACCAUUACAUCUCAGCGAAUCACAUUACACAAGAGAGCAGCAUCAGUAUAUGAAAAUAAAAUAAAAAUAAAAAUAAAAACUACGUUAAUAAAGAUAAUGAUUUGAAAUAAAAUGAAGAAAAUUUAUGUUAUAAUGUGAAUUUAAGCAAGGAUAAUAUUUUAAUUGUUAAAAACACUAACACAUUCACACAUAAGUUAAAACGUGUUUUCAGAAUAAUUUAACUCGAUAUAUUUUUGAAAAAAGUCUACGGAUAUGUUAAAUUUUUGUUCACGAAUAUCAAUUUUUUUGGAUUGGAAUAGCAAUUUAUUUUUUGUAAACGUUUUAUUUUUUCCUCGUUUAAUGAACUAAAACUGAAAUAUAUAUAUGUAUAUAUAUGCAGGAUAACGAGAGGUUCUGUCAUAUACAAUAUCAAUAUCUCAAUGUUUGAAAUGUAGUAGCUCAUCAAUCGCUCUAUUCCACAUUGGCAAAUAUCCAUACCCACCCAUACUCUCAACAAAAAUCUGCACCAAAUAUCUUUUUCCCAACCCCUCCCCCCCAUCCCUAUGAAAUGUUAAACGAUCGAAUAAAAUUCUUCUGAAGAAAUAACGGUUGGAAAAUCCGUGAAAUCAAAAUUCAAAUAUUUAUUUUUGUACAAUAACAAAUUGAAUAUUGUGAGAAACAAAGUUAAAAAUAACUAUUAGGCCUACUUGAAACCGGUUUCGGAAUAAGAAAUAGGAUUCUUUUUAAAUUGUACGUGACAUGUGUAUGUGUUCAUGAUUGAAACAAAGACAUGAAAUGAAAUGAAAUGAAAUGAUUUGAAUUGGAGCGGACGCCGCGUGCGAUUGGCUUAGUUUUUUUUGGUUUGUUUUUAUUGCUCUGAACUUUCUUUUGAAAAUUUUGUUCGUUUUCACCAUUUUUAUUCGAAAGCAAAACCAAAUUCAAUACAUCGGCUCGGUACAUUUGGCAAAUACAAUUUCAAAAAAUUAAGUGCAUAACAAACCAUCCAAUGUCCACUUCGGUAAUGAAAAUGUUUGUUCUUUUACUUUUUUCCAAUGUGUUCUUGGAUAAUACGUAUUAUUACUAUUCUCUUUUCAUCUCUUCGUCUUCUUUUCUUCCUUGGGGCAAUUAUUAAGAAAAUUUAAACUGGACAAUUUUUCACACAAUUUUUUUUUUGCCUGAAAAUGAAAAUUAAUCAGGCACAUUUCUCUCUUCAGAAUGUUUGAACCUUUUUUAAUAUGAAAAAUAUGAAUGACACGGCAAGAUAAAGCAUCAAACUUUUGCAAUUGUAAAAUAAAACGAAAACAAAAACAAUCUAAGACCAAACAACAAUGGAUUGAUAUAUUUUGUAUAUUGUUGUUUCACAAAAAUUGUAUAAUUUUAUCGCUUCAAGCAAAAUUGAAGAAUUGAUUUUUAGUUUAUAAAUAUUUCGUUCCCUUAUUUUCUUUUUCUUGGACAAAAAUUACACAAACUCACAUACAAAAGAAAAAAAAACACAAAAUCAAAUUAAAGAAAAAACAACAAAAGCUCUACAUGGCUAAAAUAUUAUAUUACGUUAUUUAAAACCUAAAUUGAAGGAAAUAAAAACAAAAUAAAUAACACAGAACAUUGCAUUCUGAAUCGAAUCGAUUGUCGAUAUGAUUCUUUGAUUCAUUGAACUAAUAUGCCAAUUGGAAAACUAUGGCGUAAAGUAUACCAACAACAACAACAACAACAACAACUUGACAAUUUCAAUAUCCAAAUUCCAGAAUUACUGGGUAAUAUUUUGUUUUCAGUUUUACUUUGUUUUAUUUUACCUCUUUUCGUAUUUCACAUUUUCUUUCGGGCUUGACCAAUAAGAUAGGAACAUGUUACAUGCAAAAUGCAAAAUGUCACACAGAAGAAAAUUUCGUUUUGAAUUCAUUUUAACGCCAUGGAAUAACUAUCUAUCUUAUAGAUAUUUAUGCUUUACCUUCAAUGAUUUUGAUUGUUUGCUAUUCGUUUUUUAUUUUCACGAAGUAAAGUAAAAUCAACUGAAAGCGGUUCCGUAAUUGAUACAAUGCGGAGUCGGAGCGGAUCUCAUUGAUCCGCACCGAUUCAGUUCUCCACUACUGAUUCAUUAACCCGAAUCCUCCUACAAUUAUUCUAUGUCACCGAUUUUGAAAAAAAAAAAUUCAAAAUAUCUUUUAUGAAUGUAAAAAAAGGUCAGCACAUUCAGUUUUUUCAAUCCUCUACUGGUUUUUCUUUUUUUGUGGUUUUCAGUGCAAAAUCGACGAAUGAACAUUUCGAAGAAUAUCGAAAAAAAAUCACUUUAAAAAAACACAAUUAACCGUUUGAGAUACUGAAACCACAGAAUGGUUCGAGCAAUUUUAGAUCCGACAAUAUCACUAGAUAGCAGAAUGGUUCUAUAUUCAGUAGCUGGGGAUGGAUUCGGGUUAAGCGAUUAAAAAUCAUCACAAUAAAAUUCCUUUCAACAAACCAAUUCCAUGUAAAUAGUUUGGAGUACGCCUUAAACAAAUAUGCUAACACUUAUUUUAUUAGAAAAGAACAAUAGAUGUGUAAAUUUCUUGUAACUAAAAGGAAAAAAACAAGUGUCUGCCUAAAUGAAUGGUGUAUUUUAUCAUUAGAAUUAUUCUACAAACACAAGGAGUAUGAAAAGCUUUGAAACUCUCAAAAAGUAAUCUGUAAAUAUAUUAUAUGCACUUUGAUGAAGAAAGUAGAAAAGGAAGAUGAUGAAGAAAAAAAAAUGUUGAGGUUUUGUAUUUCGAUUUUAGAAAAGAUAAAGAUAACAAAGAAAUGAAUGAAAUUGUAAAUUAACUUCAACAUUUCGGAUCCAAUUUAAAGAAAAUAGAUUAUAAUGCAGAAAUGAAAGUUGUUUGCACAUAGCUCAGGCCAAAUGUAGCACCAUUCUAUCUCUUUUCCCACAAAUGUUGGAGCUGGGUUCAGUUUUUCUUGUCAGACAAUUUUAAUUUUACUGUCUUCACAAAUUUUUGGCAGUAAAACAUUACGUGUGGGUGGAAGUGAAUGGGGGUAAAUUUUGUGUCCACAAAGAGAGAGAAGGAAAUAAAUACAAAUAUAUGUAUAUAAUGUAACGUUACAGCUUUAAUCUAUGCGCUGAUGUAAGGACUAAGGAAUGUUAGGUGUGUAUUAGUGGUGGGUCAUUUUUUGCAUUUUUGCGAAUUUAACCGUCUACCGCUGGCAUAUUGCACAAAAUCGUCCCAGAAUCGAAUGGAAUAAGAAUUUCAUACAUUUCAUAAGCAUAUAAGACAGUGACUUCCUCUGGCGUGGAGACCUUUCUUCACGAAAAAUGGUGAGAAUAGGGAAAAUUGGUUUUUGGCAAAAAAAAAUCAUUUUCUCGGACAAAUUGGCCUUUCCACAUUGGAGGAUGAAGUCAUUCAUUACUACACAUAAAAUGUCAAGAAUAUUCAAUUCUGCCUUAUCUGAACUGAAACCAGAGCCUGUCCGUGCGCUCUUUGCGCCCUGGUGCAAAAUUGACAGGGCGCCCUUUUCUUAGGAGGAACGAAAAUAAUUAAAAUAAAAAUUUUCUCAAAAUGAGUUACUUUCUUGUUAGAAAAGUUCUGUACGCUAUUUUGGGCAUUGUUCAUAGUAUGAACUUCAUAAUAUGGUUUACAAUACACUGUUUCGUAUACAUAUGAAACGCACGAAAGUAAAAAUCCAACGAAAUUAGCAAGAUAUCUGCCUUAUGUGAUACUGAAAAUUUGCGUUUUAGAUACAUUGAAAAUAUCAUAUAUUACUGCGAGCGCGCCAAAUGCGCGCGAGCUCAAUUUUUUGUCAUUUCAAAAAUAAAGCCCUUGAAUACACAUGCUUACUGAGAGUUACAAUAAUUGAAUAUAUUUUGUAAUCGGUUGAAUAUGCACUUCUAUACACAUCUUAUUGUUUAUAUUUUGAUAUUGGAAAAUGGCGCUUGAAAUACAAGUGGCACUUGAAUAUAAUCUAGUAACUUGAACAUUGGACAUCAUGUUCUUCGAUUUUGGCGCCCUUUUGAAUACAUCUCACGCUGAAUAUUCUAAUAGUCAAAUGAGAAGAUUCUCACUCGAAAAAAGUCAUCAUGAACAAAAUUUACUUUUUCGCGAGCGUUGUUCCAUUUAUUUUUAUACAUGUCCUGUUUAUGAAUCGCGGAACUAAAGCGCUCUGAGCGUUCCAUUUUUUCCAAUUUUCCAUAAUAGAACAUAUAUAAAUAGAGCGCUCAAGCGCCCUAAAUUUUCGGCGAAAUUUUUCAUUUAUUCUCACAAAGCUGAUCAAACGCUUUCGGCACUCUCUGCGCCUGAAUUUUUCUACAAAUUUCUGGACAAUUUGAGCAAUUGAGCGCCUUUGGCUUAGCGCUCCAAGUUGUCUGCCAGUAUGCACAAAUUUGAGUGCUCGUGCGCCCGAGCGCCGUGGUGCAGCGCACCACUUGCGCCCUAUCUGGGACACGCUCUGACUGAAACUAAUUUUCCGUAAUUUUGCUAUUUUUUUGUGGAAAAAGGACACCACGCAAAAGGAAGUCGCUGUCUUAUAUGCCCAUGAAAUGCAUGCUAUUCUUCUUCCAUUCAAUUCCGGGGACGAAUCUGUGCAAUGUUCCAGCUUUACACGUCGAAGUUCGCAAAAAUUCCAAAAACGACACAUCCGGGUGUGUGUUUACAAAAAAGAAACAUCAACUAUAUAAUGACGUUAUUGAACGAUUUGAUAGCAACGAUUUUGUUCCGUGCAAUUUUUGUCCCAACUUCCUUGACAAGGUAACUUCAUAUUUGUUUCCACGGUGUUGUCUCUGUCGUUUUUUUUGUUGAGAUCUCUAUUGAUGAGUUGACAUUUUGCCAUUUAGUUCAAGGAAAAGGCUAUACAUGUACCUGGAUAAUCAUAAUCAUACUACUUCACUGGAACACACUUAGGCUAAAAAAAACACAUACACACUUUGCAUUUGUUUGAAAUUUUAAUUUUUUUGGGGGAAGUGGUGUUGCCGACAAAUUAAAUGUAGUAGAAAAUGGAACGAAUACUUAUGAUAAGCAAGUGACAACAUUUAACAAAUUUAUGAAGUAUGUGACUCAGGACAGGCAGUUUAAAUAAAUAAAUAAACAAGUAACUCAGUGAAGAGAUGCAUGCCAAUCCACCAAAAAAAGCAAGAAAUAUUCAUCAAUUACAAUGGCACAGCAAAACACAAAAACGGAAACGUAGAAAUAAUUGAUGUUACUUAGUUUAAAACACACAUAUUAAAAAUAUGUAUAUUUUUCGAUAAGAGAAACAGGUGUAGAAGAAGAUGAAGAAGAAAAAGGAGAAACUACGACACACCAAAAUACUUUUUUGUCUGAUUAAGCAGCUUACAGAAUUCAAAUUCAUUCACCAAAUUAUGAAUCAAAAUGAGAAUGAAAUGGAAAAUAGAAUUUAACGAGUACCAGUUAAUGUAAUAAAUGUAAAUCAAAAAUAAAAAGUUUAUUUUUCGAAGGCAA
Molecule: messenger RNA, 15178 nt
Organism: Sitodiplosis mosellana (orange wheat blossom midge)
Lineage: Eukaryota; Metazoa; Arthropoda; Insecta; Diptera; Cecidomyiidae
Gene: ftz-f1
Product: nuclear hormone receptor FTZ-F1
Exons: 12
Coding region: 5422-7878 (818 amino acids)
Biological process (GO): regulation of transcription by RNA polymerase II; hormone-mediated signaling pathway; tissue development
Cellular component (GO): RNA polymerase II transcription regulator complex
Molecular function (GO): nuclear receptor activity; RNA polymerase II cis-regulatory region sequence-specific DNA binding; zinc ion binding
Source: RefSeq, a predicted model, not a curated record